Drosophila erecta is the source of this 366-nucleotide messenger RNA. RefSeq lists its product as uncharacterized. The transcript has 2 exons. Gene Ontology annotation, biological process: defense response. NCBI's taxonomy places the organism in Eukaryota, Metazoa, Arthropoda, Insecta, Diptera, Drosophilidae. The record is from RefSeq and is a predicted model, not a curated record. The coding region runs from base 93 to 323 and encodes 76 amino acids.
AUAUAUAUAAUAUAGUAUAUACCAAUGCCAUAUAAAAAGCAGAGCACUCGCACUUUGGCAGUCAGAUUUAUUCGAAAUCCCCAGGGAAAAACAUGAAACCCCUCCAAGUCGCCGGAACUCUGAUGCUUCUUUUCUGCCUUUUGGCAGCUGUAAAUGCUACGCCGGGAAAGGUGUACAUCAAUGGCAAAUGCAUCGACUGCAAUAAGCCCGAUAACGAUCCGGGCAUUAUAAUUCCUCCAGACCAUAACUCAGCGGGUUCCAUGUCGUACACUUUGACAUCUGGAGCGAUCCUCUUUGGAAUUAUAUAUAAUAUAUUCAGUUGAAUUCCGUGCUAAGCGGUACGCUAAUAAAAUUUGCGAACUAAGA